Sus scrofa (pig) is the source of this 1643-nucleotide messenger RNA. The record is from RefSeq and is a predicted model, not a curated record. Lineage: Eukaryota; Metazoa; Chordata; Mammalia; Artiodactyla; Suidae.
CGGGUUUGACGUCCUGGGGCGGGGAGGUCGGGCUCCUCCCCGAGGCAUCCCUGGAGCCGGUCGGAGCGGAAAGCAGCCCUUUUAGAGGAAAACGGCAGGAAAGCCUCGGAGAAGAAGUGGUUUAGUCCUUCAGGCUGGGAGGGUUCCAAGGAGGCGAGAGGCUUGAGACGCGGUGGAUCAAAGAUGCGUGCGGAGCCGGAAAGCAAAGCGAGAAAGUGCUGCUACGUAGAGGAACUCUGAGCACUUCUGCCUCGUGAAAGACGCCAGAAGCCUGUGAUUGUACCCAAGGAAUUCUGUUUCCUUAUGGGUUCUUGCGACAUAUCCAGUAUAGUUCCCUGUGCUACACAGCAGGUGGCGUUUCACUCUGCCUUCUCAUCAUGGAGUUCCCUGAUCUGGGAAAGCAUUGUUCAGAAGAAACUUGCAGGCAGCUAGAUUUUCUUCCUUUGAGAUGUGACGCGUGUAAACAAGAUUUCUGCAAAGACCAUUUUGCCUGCGCUGCACACAACUGUCCCUUGGCCUACAAGAAGGACGUCCAGGUCCCAGUCUGCCCACUUUGUAACAGCCCAGUCCCAGUGAGAAAGGGGGAGCUGGCCGACGCCGUGGUUGGUGCGCACAUGGACGGAGGGUGUAAGUCGCGCCCCCGGAGGGACGAGAAGGUGUUUAGGCACCGGUGCUCCCGAGGCGGCUGCAGGAGGAAGGAGGUGCUGCCGGUGGCCUGCGGCCAGUGUCACGGCAGCUUCUGCAUCCAGCACAGACACCCGCUGGACCACGGCUGCAGCCGCGAGGGCCGCCCGCUCAGCACGGCCGGGUGAGCGGCGAGUCGGCUCCGCGGGCGCCGGCCGACGUUCAAAGUGGAUCCGGGCCAACGCGGGCUCGCGUCCCUGCUUUUGCUGCGACGGUGCCGCCGGAGCCCCGCCGGCCUCGUGGACGCGCCCCCCCCCCCCCAGGGCUCUUCGUCUUCCUGUGGCCUCUCUCUCUGAGCUCAGUGUCCAGCCGUCCCCUUUUAUAACGACACCAGUCGUGGGAGCUUUGGGGCCGCCCGCUCCACUGUGAGCCCGCCCUGCCCAGUUACCUGUCCAGCGACCCUCCCUCCAAACACCGCCCCGUCCUGGGCUCCCGGGUGUAGGACCCCACCCCAUCCUGUGACGGGCAGUCCAGUCCCUCCACGGGUGCUGGCCCCCAGGGACGGAGCCUGUAGGCGGUCCUGUCACUUCUCGGGGACUUCCUCAUGUGGCCUGUGCCGGCACUGGGCCGGGGGUUCCCUCGAGCCGUGCAGGUGGCUUUCUUGGUGACAGAUGAGGGACUGGGCGAGUGCCACCCCUGCCUUUCUGUGCUGGAGCUGGGCUGCACAGCCUCGUAGCCGAGCCCUUGGAAGCAGGAGCCACCCCUGGGCUUCCUGACCUCCAGAUACGGACGGGGGGUGGGGGUGGGGGGUCUGACCUCGAGCAGCUGUCGCCCCGGAAACAGGAGCAGCUCCGUCCAGCCCAGGGUGACCCAGAGUCGCUAUAGCUGGUUUCAGAAGCAGUGCUGUCUGGCACAUCUUUUAUACAAUCAGUGUGUUGUUUUUAUAUGAUCAAAUGCUUGUAGUUUAGAAACAAGUUCUUGUUCCAUGUCAGGUCGAAAAUAAAGUGGCAUUGAUACGA